GGCCGAGGGAGGUGGCCGCGUGCCGUGCCUCAGGUGGCCAGCGAAGUCAACUCGGCGGGGAGAGCGGAGCCAUGCUGCGCCUCGCGGCCAAACUGGUGGCCUUUUUCUGGAGGAGGGAGGACGUCCCCGUGGAGAAGCCCGGGCAGCCGGAGCCGGAGCUCGCGGAAGGUGACACUAGGUUGAAAACUGUGCAGGGUGUCGUGACAAGGUACUGCAGUGAUUAUGGCAUGAUUGAUGACUUGAUCUACUUCUCCAAUGAGGCUGUGACUAGCAAAGUGCUUCUGAACGUUGGACAAGAAGUCAUUGCAGUUGUUGAAGAAAACAAAGUGUCAAAUGGACUGAAAGCAAUCAGGGUAGAAGCUGUGUCUGAUAAAUGGGAGGACGACAGCAAAAGCUAUGGCAGAGGGCUGUCCGACUCCAGUCCCCGGGUGCUGAUCGGUUGCGUGACUUCCCUGAUGGAAGGCACUGGCUAUAUUAGUCAGACCACGUACUUCUCUCUGGAGAGCGUGUGUGAAGGUUUCCAGCCGUGCAAAGGAGACUGGGUGGAGGCUGAGUACUGGAUCCGGCCAGGCACAUGGAGCAGUGAGGCCAUAUCAGUGAAGCCGCUGAGGUACAAGCGCAUGGACAAGGUCUGUGUCUCCAGCCUGUGUGGGAGGAAUGGGGUGCUGGAGGACAGCAUCUUCUUCAGCCUGGACUCCCUGAAGCUGCCGGAGGGGUACACGCCUCGGAGGCACGAUGUGGUCAACGCCGUGGUGGUGGAGAGCAGUCAGUCGUGUUACGUGUGGCGAGCGCUCUGUAUGACCCCUGUGAGGAGGAGAGACCCUGCUGCUGCUGAUGAAGCCUCAGAGGAGUCCUGGGGAGCCCUGCUGUUGAAAAACAAAGGCAACAUUGAAGUCACAAGGAUGACAGACUUUGGAACCCUGAAGGAAGGAGGAAGCAAAACCAUGGUGAUCUGCAUAGAGAAUAAAGGAGAUGUUCCUCAAAACCUAGUCAGCUGCAAACUGGCUGGCUGGGACAGAGCGCGGCAGUUCAGGGUUCAGACCCUGGACAAAGGCCACACCUGCCUGGACGAGUCUAUUCCAGAGAAGGAGGAGCAUUUUUCAGAUGACGAUGUCAAUGCGCUAAACAGCUACCAGAAAACCCGCAGUGAUGAGACACUGGAAAACACAGAAGUCUCUCCAGGUGGCUGUACCUGUGAAGAAGAAAGUAGAGAAAAAGAAAACAACCCAUCAAAGAAGCAGCUGACAGAGACCAACCCCGGGGGGCUCAUCCCUCCAGGGGGAAAAACCUUCAUUGCCAUUACGUGUGAAGCCAAGCACUCGGGCCGCUGCAGGGAACUGCUCCUGCUGUGCUUCUCCAGCUUCCUCAUCGGGCGGCACCUGGAAGUGAAUGUGGUCAGUGGCGAGGAGGCGCUGAUUGCCAUACGUGAGCCCUUCUCCUGGAAGAAGCCUAAAAGCUCCCAAGCAUUGGCCUCCACAAAGACGACUGUCGUGGUGACUACACAGAAGAGGAACUCGCGACGACAGCUCCCAAGCUUUCUUCCACAGUACCCGAUACCAGACAGGCUGAGAAGAUGUGUGGAGCACAAAGUGGACAUCCUGACCUUCCAGCCACUGCUUGCAGAGCUUUUGAACAUGUCAAACUAUAAGGAGAAGUUCUCUACUCUGCUGUGGUUGGAGGAGAUCCAUGCAGAAAUAGAACUGAAGGAGUACAACAUGAGCGGAGUCACCCUGAAGAGGAACGGGGACCUGCUGGUGCUGGAGGUUCCGGGGCUGGCGGAAAGCAGGCCCUCCCUAUAUGCAGGUGACAAACUGAUCUUAAAAUCCCAGGAGUACAACGGGCAUGUCAUUGAGUACAUUGGCUAUGUGAUCGAGAUUCACGAAGAAGAUGUAACUCUUAAACUUAAUCCAGAAUUUGAGCAGACGUACAACUUUGAACCUAUGGAUGUGGAGUUUACAUACAACAGGACCACAAGCAGACGGUCGCACUUUGCCCUGGAACAGGUGGUGCACUUGGGUGUGAAAGUGUUGUUUCCAGAAGAAAUCAUUUUGCAGUCUCCUCAGGUGACAGGGAACUGGAGCCAUGCCCAAGACACCAGGAGGAACAGAGAGCCCACCACCAAGAACAGGAAAACCGGGAAGGACCAAACUAAACAUGCCGGGAAACAGAGGCACACUGGGGCCAAGGACCUGCCAGGGGUGGCUGCCCUCACCAUAGAGACGAGCAGCCUGGCCGAUGAAACCCAGACCCCCAAAGCAAGAGACAGGGAGUUCUUCAACCCAGUGCUGAAUGAGAACCAGAAGCUGGCCGUGAGAAGGAUCCUCAGUGGCGACUGCCGCCCUCUCCCGUACGUCCUCUUUGGACCUCCUGGGACUGGGAAGACCGUGACCAUCAUCGAGGCGGUUCUGCAGGUACAUUAUGCUUUGCCGGACAGUCGGAUUUUGGUCUGUGCCCCCUCUAACAGUGCUGCUGACCUCGUGUGUUUGCGACUGCAUGAAAGCAAGAUGCUGAGACCAGCCGCCAUGGUCCGGGUUAACGCCACCUGCAGGUUUGAGGAGACCAUCAUUGAUGCCAUCAAGCCCUAUUGCAGAGACGGGGAGGAUAUCUGGAGAGCAUCGCGCUUCAGGAUAAUAAUCACAACGUGCAGCAGUGCGGGGCUGUUCUACCAGAUAGGAGUGAGAGUCGGACACUUCACCCACGUGUUCGUGGACGAGGCCGGGCAGGCGAGUGAGCCAGAGUGCCUCAUUCCUCUGGGGCUGAUCUCCGACGUCAGCGGCCAGAUUGUGCUUGCCGGAGACCCCAUGCAGCUUGGCCCCGUCAUCAAGUCCAGGCUGGCCAUGGCCUACGGGCUCAACGUGUCCAUGUUGGAGAGACUGAUGUCCCGUCCAGCGUACCUGCGUGACGAGAGUGCAUUCGGUGCUUGUGGCGCGUACAACCCCCUGCUGGUCACAAAAUUAGUGAAGAACUACAGAUCCCACUCGGCCCUGCUGGCGCUGCCCUCUCGGCUUUUCUAUCACAGGGAGCUUGAAGUCUGUGCAGACCCCAAAGUGGUGACCUCUUUACUGGGCUGGGAGAAGCUGCCCAAGAAAGGCUUCCCUCUCAUCUUCCACGGGGUGAGGGGCAGCGAGGCGCGGGAAGGAAGAAGCCCGUCAUGGUUCAACCCCGCCGAGGCUGUCCAGGUCAUGCGCUACUGCUGCCUGCUGGCCCGGAGCGUCUCCAGCCAGGUGUCUGCCAGGGACAUCGGUGUCAUCACGCCUUACCGGAAACAGGUGGAGAAAAUAAAAAUUCUUCUGCGAAAUGUUGAUUUGAUGGACAUAAAGGUUGGAUCAGUAGAGGAAUUUCAAGGGCAAGAAUAUUUGGUCAUUGUGAUUUCAACGGUGCGGUCAAAUGAAGACAGAUUUGAAGAUGAUCGCUAUUUUUUGGGCUUCCUGUCCAAUUCAAAAAGGUUCAAUGUUGCAAUCACCAGACCCAAAGCCUUGCUGAUUGUGCUGGGAAACCCGCAUGUGCUAGUCAGAGACCCCUGCUUCGGUGCCUUGUUGGAAUACAGUGUUACUAAUGGUGUGUACACCGGCUGUGAUCUGCCUCCCGAGCUGCAGGCUUUGCAGAACUGUGCCUAGAGAUGGUGGGUUUAGCCCCCAGUGCCAGCAUCUGCCAACAGAGGAGCCGGGCCCACUGGAAGCAUAGCAGCCUGUGUGCAGGGGACUGUGCACCUCAUGCUAUGGGCCCGAGACCCUGCCUGCCCGUGUUCCUGUUUCUGCCUGUCCUGCAAAUCCUGUGGCCCCUUGUCUUACAGCCGUGGACAUUGGUAUGGGCAGCAGCUGAUCCUGCUCUGGCUGCUGACCUUGGCACACACCAGCAUGUUCCUGCCAUUUGGCAGUCACUGCUGCUACCUCCCCCCCAAUAAAUACUUUGGUGACCCCUAA
Messenger RNA from Ictidomys tridecemlineatus (thirteen-lined ground squirrel), 3923 nucleotides. It is a transcript of the gene Mov10l1, whose product is annotated as Mov10 like RNA helicase 1. Lineage: Eukaryota; Metazoa; Chordata; Mammalia; Rodentia; Sciuridae. Gene Ontology annotation, molecular function: helicase activity. The record is from RefSeq and is a predicted model, not a curated record.